This is a messenger RNA of Ziziphus jujuba (common jujube), 1368 nucleotides long. Its product is annotated as B3 domain-containing protein At5g18090. The transcript is spliced from 4 exons. Bases 142 to 1152 code for a protein of 336 amino acids. The record is from RefSeq and is a predicted model, not a curated record. NCBI's taxonomy places the organism in Eukaryota, Viridiplantae, Streptophyta, Magnoliopsida, Rosales, Rhamnaceae. Gene Ontology annotation, molecular function: DNA binding. Gene Ontology annotation, biological process: regulation of DNA-templated transcription.
AGCAACGCUUUUCUCUCUCUCUGCUUUGUUUUUUUCUGUGUUUCUAGGAAGUGACAAAAAAAAAAAAAAAAAAAAAAACUAAAAAAAGUUCUCUGUAGGCUAUCUCAGUUUCAAAGAAACCCGAAACCCAGAUUGUGAAAAAUGGCGAAAAGGAAAAUGGAAAAUGGUAACAAAGAGAAGGAGAUUCUAGAGGAAGACAACAGGCCUAGCUUCUGUACUAUUGUGUUUUCUAAGAAAUCGAAUGAGCGUUUGCUGCUUCCGUCAGAGUUCUUGAAGCAUAUUUCAAAUGAAUUAUCUGAUAAAGCAACAUUAAAAGCUUGUUCAGGAUGUUCACGGACUGCUAAAGUAAGCAAUACGUGGAAAGGUAUAUAUAUAGAGGAUGGCUGGCAACAGUUUCUAAAAGAUAACUCCUUAGGUAAAGAUGAGUUUUUACGAAUUUCAUACGAGGGAAAUAUGUGUUUCAGUAUCCAAAUAUUUGAGAUGAACGGAUGUGAGAGAAUGAAUGUGCGUCGUACUAGAACAGACCACCAAUCUCCCCCCACUAGCAGUAAAAGGCCCCAGGAUUCUACCAAUGUGCCUCAUUUCAAAACACAUCAAAAUUCUGCCUCCACUACCGUUAAAAGGCCUCGGGGUAGACCAAGAAAAUAUCCCCUUCCUACCGCCAAUCAUCAUCUCUCAAAGUCUUGUGAAGAUGAUUCAGGCAAAUCCCUUAUAAGUUGUCAGUCCAAUAAGCCAAAUGGGUUUAUAGAUGGAAAAGGUAAGGAAAUAAAGACUGAAGAGGAUGAUGACCAUCGUGUUCAUGAUCUGUCUAAAGAAGACAUGGCUAUUGACUGGAAAGCAGCUGAAUCUUUUAGGUCCAAAUAUCCUUAUUUUACAUAUUCUGUGCAAGGAAGAUAUCAAGUGUACAUCCCCUCAUCCUUUUCUAAGGAACACCUUCCUUUUAAGAAGACAGUUGAGGUCGUCCUGCGUAAUCAAAAAGGAGAAUCAUGGGUGGUGACUCUUGUUGUUGCCCGGGGUAGACAUUCUAUUUGUCGAGGUUGGCUUCAUUUUAUGAAUGAUAACAAACUUGAGCUGGGUGAUCGUUGCAUAUUCGAGCUGGUGGGUAGAAAAGAAAUGAAGGUGCAUAGCAUUCGGACUGGACCAGGGAGGUGAAACAUUUUAAUGGUAUGAUCUUGCGAGUUGUGAUGCUUAAUGUUUCUGUCAUGUCAUUAAACUUUCAUUUUGGAGCUCGUUUAAAAAUCUCUGUUCUGUUUUUUUCUUCUCAAUUGAAACAGCCACUUUUAAAUCUUGUACUCUAUCUGUAUUUAUACCAGUACACUCCCUUCUCUAUAUAUCUAACAUCUAAAUAUAUAACAUUUUUGGUGACCA